UGUAACAGAGCUCCAGAUUGCUAUCAGUCCAACAGAGCCUCCUCCUGUUCCUCUAAGCCUGGUCAUUUCCUCUACUGAGUUGAAUGUAAGAACCACCCACUGGCGUGGUUCUCAGCAUUAUAGGUUUUUAGGUCAAACAGGAACGCCAGGGAAUGCCUGAAAAAGCCAAGCACAUAGUUACAUCUGCCCAGACCGGAUGACAUGGAGCUACUGCUGUUGUGUGUAGCAAAGUCCACACUUGAGUGACAUUCCCUGCUGGAGCAUUGGAGGAAGCCGGGAGCGUGUGUGAUCUGGCUAAGAGCUUGGUUCAGAAGUGGCUGAAGUUUUUCUAGAGGGCUCUGUGUGAGGCCUUGGCUCAUCUUAGAAGGCUGAAGAGUGGACCCUGCCCGGUGGCCUUCUUUAUCAUCUUCACCUAGGCCUGCCAUGGAUGAGACACAGGAGUCUCUAGCCUUGACUGUGCAUCUUCUUGCUGACACUGGGAACGGUUCACUUCUGCAGCAGGCUCUGGACCAACUCCUGGAUUGCAUCUGCCCGGAGGUGCGUCUCUUCCUGGUGUCUGAACGGGCCAGACCAGUGAAUUACCAUGAAAAGUACCAUCCCCGGAGGGCCCGCUUCCCAGGGAUGUCUGUUUUGCUCUUUCUUCAGGAAAGCUUGGGACAGGAGCGGCUGUUUCGAGUCUUGGACUUCCUACAGCAUUCACCCUGGCAGGGUUUCCCUACCCAGCAUGCACAGGGGAGGCCUUGUCCCUAUCUCCCUGCCAAUCAGGAAUUCUACAGCCUGCACAACCAGAUGCCAGUGUGGGGCAUGAGGCCGGUGCACUGUGGCACUGAUAUCCUCCGAGUGACUCUGUAUUGCAGUUUUGAUAACUACGAAGAUGCCAUCAGACUGUAUGAGAUGAUCCUACAGAGAGAUGCCACCGUUCAAAAGAGCAACUUCUGUUUCUUUGUUCUCUAUGCCUCCGAGGGCUUCAGCCUGCAGCUCUCUCUGAAGCAGCUGCCCCUGGGAAUGCCAGUGGACCCCAAAGAGUCUUCUGUGCUGCAGUUCAAGGUUCAAGAGAUAGGCCAGCUGGUGCCUCUUCUCCCCAAUCCGUGUGUGCCCAUCAGCAGCACCAGGUGGCAGACUCAGGACUAUGAUGGCAACAAGAUUCUGCUGCAGGUCCAACCGAAGGCAGGACUUGGUGUUAGGAAUGGCGAGUGUUCCUUCCUACACGGCAGCGUCAGAGGUGACAGGCAUGGGCAGGGCUCCAGGCUGAACUUGGUCUCCACACAGAGAACCUUAGAGACAAGGAGCCGGAGGAACAGGAGCCGGAGGUUCAAAGUACACUCUUUGGAGCUUCCACAGCCCAGUGGGACCUCAGAAGCCUCCAGUGACCCUUUGUGGAGAAGCCCUGGCUGGUCCUCCCUGGCCGACAGCGCAGCCAAAGGCAUGCGGCAGUACUGCCUGUCUAUCCCCAUCGAACCUGAGACGAGAAUGGACGUCCUUAAGGAAAACAGCUCCCAGAAACUCGAGGCGGAGACAAAUGUCGACACCGGCUUCACCAUCAUCAACUCCAAACGCAGGCAAUCUUUUCUGAGCGGAUUUCCCCGGGAUUUUCAGAACAGUCAGCCACCAUGCCGCUUGUCAGGCUCUUCCUUCGAGGUGACUGCUUCUCCAAACCAAACAGUCUUUAAGGAGAGACUCCGUCCUCUGUCACUUCCUGGUCAAAGGGACUUUGGUGCAAAGACGGGAAUCUCCAAAUGUCCUGUCCAGGGUGAAGAGAAAGAAGAAUUCUUUAUAUAGCACGAAACAAACGUGUUUCUGUAAGACACAAGAUAGAAUGUUUUAGAAACGAAGCAUUGUAUUAAUUGUCCUCAUUGAAAUAUCAAUGACAAAUGCAAUUUAAGGGAGGGUUUGUUUUUUACUCACACUUUAGUGGGAAGGUCCAUUCAUGGCUGGGGAGUCAUGGAAGUGAGAAUGGGAGACAGCUGAUUAUGUACUUUUUUGUUUUGUUUUGUUUUGUUUUGUUUUUCGAGACAGGGUUUCUCUGCGUAGCUUUGCGCCUUUCCUGGAACUCACUUGGUAGCCCAGGCUGGCCUUGAACUCGAGGAGGGGGGGGGCUGGGGCUCAGCCUGCCUUUUCCUUGUUCCAUCUGGGACUCCGGCCCAUGGGAAGGUGCUGCCCACUUUUAGGGUGGGUCUUCCUUCGUCAGUUAAAUCUUUCUGGAAACAUCCUUACCCGGAGGUGCAUUUCCAUGGUGAGUCUGAAUCCAGUUAAGUUGACAAUGCAGAUUAGAUCUACCAACACUGAUCCAGGAUCGUCCAGUUUCUUGCUCAUCGGAGGGGGCCCCAGGCUCUCAAUGCACAAGUUCAUACUGCUUUCACUUCCAGCAGCAGAAGUCCUUGGGGAGCUGAUAGUUUGCUAGCUUGCUGGAAGAGAACACAGCCAGGCAGAGGAAGAAGGCCCAGUGCCUGAACCUUCUCAGCGGCACACUAACCCAGCUACAUGUGUUGGUUCAGCAUCUAUCAGAACACUGGCUUCGAUUGCGAAUGAAUCAGAUGUAUUAUGCAGAUCUGAUUAGUGUGUGUAAUACAGUUUUAAUGUUUUACUUGAGGUUGCAAAGCUUAUCCCCCUCGACAGUGUGAACUAUUUAUUCUUUAGUGCUUUUUAAUUUUUAUGUGACCUCCUUUGGUAAGUAGGCCCUAUUUACCACAUACUCUCUUGUGGUUUUGCUUUUAAAGUUCUCUGCAUCUGAAAUGAAUGAAAAUGCAAAGUGUUUUAAAAAUUAUGCCUGCCCCCCCAAGUUUAAUUAGGAAAAAUACCAGAAUCCAGAAGCUAGGUUAAAAUGAAUGCUAGACUCUGAGAUGUUCUAUUUCUCAUUUGUUUAUUCCCUACUCUGAAGAGGAAAGCACUUCUUGUUAAAAACAAACAAACAAACAAAAAC
Messenger RNA from Peromyscus maniculatus bairdii (prairie deer mouse), 2920 nucleotides. RefSeq names its product family with sequence similarity 124 member B (gene Fam124b). The record is from RefSeq and is a predicted model, not a curated record. Lineage: Eukaryota; Metazoa; Chordata; Mammalia; Rodentia; Cricetidae. Gene Ontology annotation, cellular component: nucleoplasm.